GCCCCGCCCAUCAACAUCCACAGUCGAUGAAGGGAAGCUGGGAGACCGGAGAAACAGGAGCAGGCGGUACAGGGCUUAGCGGCUCCCGCGUUUGUCCGACCCUUUACUAGAGCUGCUCCCUGGCAGUAGCGGUAAUGAUGGCGGCGGCUGUGGAGAGAGGAGGCGUGCGGGCCGCUUUCCUGAACCCGGGCAGCGGCGGUGGACCCUCACCGACCACACUCCCGACAGGAGCGCUAGCCGGGGCUGUGGUCAUGGGCUCCGGCUCGGGCAGCAUGCCUGUGCCCAUGAACCUCUUUGCAACCUGGGAGAUAGAUCGCUCAUCCCCCAGCUGCGUUCCGAGACUCUGCAGCCUGACUCUGAAAAAGCUGGUUGUCCUGAAAGAGCUGGAUAAAGAGCUGAACUCCCUCUCCAUAGCUGUCAAAAUACAGGGUUCGAAGCGUCUUCUCAGAUCCAAUGAGUAUGUCCUCCCUCCCAGUGGACUGAUGGAGACGGACCUGGAGCUCACCUUCUCACUACAGUACCCCCAUUUCCUCAAGAGGGACGCCAACAGACUUCAGAUCAUGCUGCAGAGAAGGAAACGCUACAAAAACCGAACCAUUCUAGGCUACAAAACUUUGGCAGUGGGAGUUAUCAACAUGGCCGAGGUGAUGCAACACCCAACAGACGGAGGACAGAUUCUGGGUCUCCAUAGCAACGUGAAGGAGGCACCAGUCCGCGUGGCAGAGAUCAGCGUGUUCUCUCUUUCCAGCCAGCCCAUCGACCACGAGGACGGCAGCGGACAAGCUGGUCGAAAGACCAAAACCUCAGACCGCUCCCCCGACAUGGACAAUUAUUCAGAGGACGAUGACGACAGCUAUUCGUCGGAGCAGGAGGCCAGCGACGACGCUGUUCACGGUCAGGAUCUUUACGAUGAAGAUGAUGAAGUCAGGAAGCCAAAGAAAGCCCGAAGGAAAAUGAUCAGAACCACCUCCAUGACCAGGCAACCAAAUUUUAAGCAAAAAUUUGUGGCGCUGUUGAAGAGAUUCAAGGUCACAGAUGAGGUUCUGGAUUCUGACCCGGUAGACCAGACCCAGGAGGUGGAGGAGGACCUGGAUCUGCUUUAUGACAGUCUGGAUAACCAGAGUGACAGCGGGCCAGAGGUGGAGGACAACGAGAGUGUCCUGAGCACUCCCAAACCCAAACUCAAGCCGUUUUUUGAAGGAAUGUCUCACUCCAGCUCUCAGACAGAGAUCGGGAGCAUACACAGUCAGAAGAGCCAGCAGAGAGAGCUGUCGUGUCUGAGUGGAGACUUUCUCACUGUGGACAGAUGUAAGGUGCAGGGAAGCCCUUAUCAGGAGGACGCCAGCGCAGACACGACGGUCGGGGAGCCAGAAAAUGAGGACAAUGGAGGAGGACCAGGUGAGGUCAACAGCUGGGAAGUCAACCCUGAGCGGAUCACCAGCACAGUUGGCAAGCUCUGCAAGACAGAGUCCCAAAACCACAUGUCUCCCAGUAAAGUGGAGAACCGACUGCAGAGACGUCCUCGCAGCACCUCUAUGAAAGACCGACAAAACUCAAAGGCCCAGAGCGACCGGACCAGCAGCAUGGAGAGUGAGUGCUCACCAGACUCGCGGCUAAUAGCUCAGGUUCCCAGGAAGUCAGUGUAUGACCAGCUAAACCAGAUCCUGAUCUCAGACGAACGGCUGCCGGAGAGCAUCAUCCUCAUAAACACCACAGAGUGGCAAGGCCAGUACGUAGCUGAGCUGCUCCAUGAACAGGGCCAGCCCAUCGUCUCCACCUGCUCUGCUGCAGAUGUGCAGGCAGCCUUCAACACCAUCGUUACCCGCAUCCAGAGAUUCUGUAACUGCAACGCACAGACCCCUCCCACGAUGAAGGUGGCCGUGGCGGGCGACCAGAGCUACCUCAGCACCGUCCUGAGGUUCUUUGUGGAGCAGCUGGCCAACAAAACACCUGACUGGCUCAGUUACAUCCGUUUCCUGGUCAUCCCUAUCGGUUCACACCCCCUGGCAAAGUACAUGGCCUCCUUUGACAGCCGCUUCAACAGCAUCUUUAUGGACACGGCCUGGAGGGAGCUGUUCUGCAGGACGGAACGGCCCGCCUCAGACUCCAUCGACGUGGCGGGAAGAGUGGUCCAGUAUCUGGCCGGUGCCAACGUCUCCCACCAGUUUCCCAUCUCAGAGGCCAUGCUCACCUACAAACAGAAGAGGAAAAGAAGUUUGUAUUUUGAUUUUUACAUCAGCCCCGAUGAAGACUCCUGUCAGAAGUUUGUGCCGUUUGUUGCGGUUGUGAAAGUUGGGAUUGUGGAGCAAAAUCUCUCAACUUCAAUGGACUCCGAUGAUGCAAUGGGUGGAAACACGAGCAUCCUGUCCUCCCCGACACCCCCAUCGGCUGGCCCGUAUGGGAAGGAGAUAGGCAGCACCCCCCCACAGUCUCCGUCUGUUUCCACGGCCCUGUCUGGAGCUGGCUCUCCGUGUUCAGGGAACGAACUGAUGGGCCUGCAGGUGGACUACUGGACCUGGCAAGGUCCCGAGAAGAAGAAGGAGGGUGAGAAGAGGGACGUGGGGCUGAAGAACACCCUGAAAAGCAACUUCCGCUCACUGCAGGUCAGCCGCCUUCCCAGCGGGGGUGAGCUGACUCCUCCCCCCUGCAUGGCCAUGACUGUCGUCACCAAGGAGAAGAACAAAAAAGUGAUUUUUCUCAGCAAGAAGCCCAAGGAGAAGGAUCUGGACUCCAAGAGCCAAGUGAUUGACGGCAUCAGCAGGUUGAUCUGCACAGCCAAGCACCAGCACACCAUGCUGAGAGUCACUAUCGAUGGAGUGGAGUGGAACGACGUGAAGUUCUUCCAGCUCGCAGCUCAAUGGCCCACGCACGUCAAGCACUUCCCGGUGGGAAUCUUUGGUUACAGCAAGCCCGUGUGACUGCCGUUCACAUCAGCUCCAAACUCUACUGAAGCUCAGAGAAAUGAGGGGGGGUGUACAGACAUGCCCCCGCAGUGACACUUUUCCUGUGGAAAUCUGAACGACUGGAACCGCCGGUUUCAGAACUUCGUGUCGUCCGUUUUGAUGUUGUUGGUGUUGUUGGGUGGCGUUGUUGUUUUUUUUUUACACACUACGAGAAGAACAAGUACUCUUUUGUAAGAUUCGUGCCGCCGCCUCAAAGGUAUUUGGAGCGAUUGCCACAUUUCGAUAUAGCAGCUGUGUUUGCACUUUCUGUUCAAAUGUUAUUAUUUCUGUGAAAUCCUACAUUAUUGUUAUUCUAUAGACGACGGAAGAGUGUGGUGGUGCUGUGCAGUGGCGUGUAUGAGAUUGUGUUUUGGUGUUGUUGAAAGUAUUGCUGUGAAUUUAGAUGGAAUCCUUUUCUCCUGGUUUUUUACUCGUCCCUUUACUUUUUCUAAACUGAAAGGUUGAAAUGUUGCUUUGAAGCCAAUCAAAGUGUUAGACGGUAGCUAUGAUGAAUGUAGCUCAUAACUUGUUCUCAGUUUGUCGCAUCAGUUCGUUGUCGACGCGGCUGGUGUGUUUGUGAGGUCAGAUGAUGCAUUAGAAACCAUGUAGAAGCAGGUUAGAGCGUUAGCUGAUCCGCCAGCAGUUAGGAUCCACUUUAGCAGAGUCGCUGGUGGCGCGUUUGCUGAGCUGUGUGUUUUCUCUUUGCUGCGCCUCUGCCAGGCUGCCCCCUCCUGGGGUGUGAAGUUUGCAGCAGCAGGACAGAGUGCAGUUGUGCCAAACUUUCCUCUACAGUGCAUUCACUGUUUCACUCGGCCAAACGUCAGAUGAAUAUUUAGCGUCUUCUGUUCCCGCGGACGUCAGGAUUACCGACUUGUAGAGUUCUACCUGCAACACUCCACGUUGAUGCCAAAGCUUAGAGCUGUGAGCAUCAACCACAGGGGGUGGAACCGAGCAAAAACCGUUGUGUCUUUGUGUGCAGCUUCACCGCGACAACCUGAAAGGCGCUGAAAGGGUCGAUGGGUAAUUCAAAAGCAGAAGGAGCUUGAACCAGACUGAAGUGUCGGUCGCUUUUCAGGCGGGAGGCGGGGUCUGGCGUGGCCCCUCGUGUCCGGGUUUGAUGGUACUCCCUGAAAAGUGUUACACUUUUGCAAUAGGAAAACCUUCGGGAAAAAGGGCCUUCUUUAUGAGUUUUGUUUUUCUUUUUUUUAUAUAAAUAUAUAAAGUGAAGAGCUUUGAUAGGCUGGCUUUUUUAUGACUGUAUAUAAAUGUAAACUAUAUAUGACUAUUAUGAAUUGCAAAGUUUCCCCUCUGACGAAAUUGAAAGCACAAAUAGUGCACCUUUAUGUCUCUGUGUAAAUGCCAAAUAUAUUUACAGAACUCAUGAGUAGAAAGUUACUGAUGCAAACGCGAUUUUUGUCAUUUACUUUGUAAAGCACUUUCAUUUUCUACAUGGCUCAGAUCGGGACAAACGUGUUUGCUGGAACUGAGAUGGAAACCACUUUUUAUUUCAUAGUGAUGAUGCGUUUCAUAACCAGCUCUGAAAAUCCGUCACAGCGGACGAAGGUUUUGCCACUUAUUGUUACCGAUGUGUUUGGAGUUCUCAUCCCAUGUUCAUCCUUCUUGUUUUGUUUUUUUCUGUACCAACAUACCUGCGUUUGUCCUCCAAAAUUCCUGAAGCAAAACAAAUCUGACCUCCUCCGUUUUUGUUCCCGCUCCUCCUCUUUGAUUGUUUUGUAGGCCAGGACUGAUCUUUCGUCCAGGAACAGUGUUGAUGUGGUCAUUACAGCUCAAACUAGCUACUUCCUGCAGUCUCAUUGUUCCCGUUACUUGAUGAAGCACCUAGUGUCUUUGCACAAACCUUAUUUUGAAAAUCCAUAACAGUAUUUUCAUUUCACCACUAAAAAGAAAAGAAUAUAUGGGUUAUUCUGCAUGUUUUGCUAUAGAUGUAAAUAUGUUUUUGGAUUUUUAUAUAUUUUUUUCUUUUAUUGCUCUGACAAGCGUUUGUGUUAAAUAAAAUUUUUAAUCUUCUGUACACAGAA
Messenger RNA from Oryzias melastigma (Indian medaka), 4981 nucleotides. Its product is annotated as phosphofurin acidic cluster sorting protein 2. The transcript is spliced from 25 exons. Lineage: Eukaryota; Metazoa; Chordata; Actinopteri; Beloniformes; Adrianichthyidae. Gene Ontology annotation, molecular function: transmembrane transporter binding. Bases 135 to 2918 code for a protein of 927 amino acids. The record is from RefSeq and is a predicted model, not a curated record. Gene Ontology annotation, biological process: protein localization to plasma membrane.